AACAAGAUGGCGGCGCCCGGGACACACGUAGGGCAUUACGUACAGAGAAAUGGACGUUUUCUGUUAAAUAACUUGCAAAAACUGUGUGGUCACAGGAGUUUUCACCGGACCUCUGCUCUCCAACAACAAGCUGCUGAAGCUAACGAAGAAUCUGCACAGAGCAUUGUCAUCCCCAGGAAGAAAACAUGGAGCAAGGAGGCAGUCCUGGAGGCUCUGUCUUCCACAGUGGGCAGGGACCCCACAGCAUAUCGGUACCAGUUCCAGGAUGACCCUUUCCUCUCACCCAGGACAUCCUCUGAGUUUACACUGUUCUCUCUAUCUCAAGAGUCUGGCCGAUCUGCGGCGAAAUUCUUUAUUAACAACAAUCCCAAGCUCUUCACCAAAGACUUUGCUGAACCGCACAUACCAUGCCUGAUGCCAGAGACUGUGUCACUGCUUCUGGAGGAGGUGAGUGAGGAGGCCCUGAAGGAAAGAAUUCAUCUGAGGAGAGUUACAGCUGCCGUGGAUAUGUACGAUCAGCUUCUUCAAGCGGGUACAGCCGUCUCCAUGGAAACGACUCAUGACCUGCUGGACCUGAUUGCUCUCUACUGUGACAGAAACCCUGCUGAGGACGGGGGGCCACAGACAGAAAGUUCUGAGGAGUCAGGGGAGGAGGCGAAGAAAAAGAAAGGGAGGUUUCGUCAAGCGUCAUACUUUCUAAAUGCCACAUGGAAGGAAAACAAUAAUGCAGAGAGGAUCUUUAACCUGCUGUCAGAGAAAGACACACGGUGUUAUGCUGCUCUGAUCAGAGGCAUGGUCAGGCAUGGAGCAUAUGCAAGGGCCUUCAGCUUAUACACAGACAUGCUAAACAACAGAAUCACUGGUGACAUCCACAUCUUCAACGCUCUGAUCUCAGCGGCUUCAGAAGUCAGAGAGCAAUAUAAUGAGAGAUGGGACCUCAUCACUGAGCUGUUGAAGCAGAUGAAUCAACAGAAAAUUCAGCCCACCCUGCAGACCUUCAACAGCGUCCUCAAAGCGCUCAGACGCUGUGGCUUUUUGGCCAAAACUCAGGCUCUGCACACCCUGAGCGAGAUGAAGGCAUUGGGGAUCGCUCCCAGUUUGGCCUCCUUCAACCACAUCCUGGUUGUGUUUUUCAGACCAGGGUCUUCUGGCCCCGGCAAUGUGGAUAUUUUACAGGAAAUUAUGUCAGAGAUCAGUGGAAUGAGCUUCACCUGCCAAGACCCUGAUGAUGUAUAUUUCUUCUGUACUGCAAUGAAAAUAUGUCUAGAUAACAAAGACCUAGAGCUGGGAUAUAAAGUCCACGCUCUCGUAGAAGUGGGUGAAAACAGGAGGCUGGUGGGAGAUCCCUACCAACAGAGUAUUUACUACGGUCGCUUCUUCAACCUGCUGUGUAUGAUGGAGCAUGCCGAUGUGGUGUUGAAGUGGUACAAACGGCUCAUUCCCUCGUUGUACUACCCAAACACUCAGGGUCUGAAGGACCUGCUGCAGACUCUUGAUACAGAGAGUCGUUUGGACCUCAUACCCACCAUAUGGAAAGAUAUUCGCUCACUGGGUCAUGAAAAUAAGUCAGGCCUGGUGGAGGAGGUGCUGUCCCUUAUGGCUAGAGAUAAACACAGCCCUGAGGUUCAGGAGUUGUUCGCUCAGUGCGCUCUGGACAUAAAGACUGUGUACACUGGAGAAGGAGGGUGGUCCCGUCUGGAGUGGACCCCUGCUGCCCUCUCAUACAUCGCCUCUCUGCUACUGAGAACCGACAAGACCCAGCAGGCUUGGGAGAUACUGCAGCUCUUCAAGACAAACAACAGAGUUCCUUCAGCGGAGCUGUUGGAGGACUUCCUGUUAGCAUGUCACAGCAGUGGAUCUUCGCAGAGGGCUGUGGAGCUGGUUCAGAUGUCGGCGGCCUUCUGUCUGUCAACCACACCCAAGCUGGCUGAGAAAGUGUUGGCCCAGUUUGAGCUCAAUGAGGAGCAGAGGACAUUAUUAUCGGAACUGGAGUCUACAGGAGAGCCCUCUGACUGAGGUCAACGCCUCGGUCUGAAGCCACUGACUGUUAGAGCUGUACUGUUUCUGUAUGUGUGGAAUAAAAUGUAUACGACACGUCUAAACCUCACUUCUCCAGCUGUUUUAAGGAAAAUGCAGUAGAGGGCACUAUUUCAUCAUAUUCAGAUUUUUGUCCCAGCUUUUUGUAAAUGUUUACACCUUCAAGUGGGAGCUGAAGUUUUGCCUUCAGUAGCGUAUGCAUCAACAGAAAGGCAACACAAAAUAAAACAUAUACCUAUAAUAUUGA
Messenger RNA from Sphaeramia orbicularis (orbiculate cardinalfish), 2284 nucleotides. RefSeq names its product pentatricopeptide repeat domain 3 (gene ptcd3). The record is from RefSeq and is a predicted model, not a curated record. Gene Ontology annotation, cellular component: mitochondrion. Gene Ontology annotation, molecular function: rRNA binding; protein binding; ribosomal small subunit binding. The coding region runs from base 7 to 2016 and encodes 669 amino acids. The transcript is spliced from 23 exons. NCBI's taxonomy places the organism in Eukaryota, Metazoa, Chordata, Actinopteri, Kurtiformes, Apogonidae. Gene Ontology annotation, biological process: mitochondrial translation.